UAGCUUCCUGACUUCGUAAUGUUUUGAUCUUCAUAAAUACCACGCAUAAUGGACGAUCUAUUCGGAGUGUUCGAGGAGAGCUCACAGCAAAGUGCGCCCGCCAAAAAACCUAAGAAGUCGAAGAAGGAGAAGCUCGACAAGAGCAAGAAGAGAAACGCAAAUGGCGAAGUCAAGAAAGCCUUGGACGACCAAGAUGGCGAUGCGGACAUGGUAGAUGCGGAUAUACAGGACGAGGAAGAUAAUGCGCUUGUCGAGAAAAAGGAUACGAAAAGGAGGCGCCGAGAAGAAGAAGCAGAACCAGUCGUCACAGAUUCCUUCCAGACCGAGCAGUCCAGAGAAGUUGUAGCUGCGGCAGGACUACAAGCCAAAGACGAUGGUGCAUUGGUUCUUCAACAUAACAUUCAGCAUCAAGUUUCCCUGCCUCCAAACUACAACUACGUCCCGAUCUCACAACAUGUACCACCUGCGGUUCCGGCUCGCAAGUGGCCCUUCGAGUUGGAUCCCUUCCAGAAAGUAGCUAUCGCCUCGAUUGAACGGUCAGAGAGUGUACUGGUGUCGGCGCAUACGAGUGCUGGAAAGACUGUGGUUGCAGAAUACGCUAUCGCCCAAUGCUUGAAGAACAACCAGAGGGUCAUCUAUACCAGUCCCAUCAAAGCAUUGAGCAACCAGAAAUAUCGAGAAUUCACAGCAGAGUUCGGCGAUGUCGGUUUGAUGACUGGCGAUGUGACGAUCAAUCCCACAGCCACCUGUCUUGUUAUGACAACAGAAAUUCUACGAUCUAUGCUGUACCGUGGUUCAGAGAUCAUGCGAGAGGUUGCUUGGGUCAUCUUCGACGAGAUUCACUACAUGCGAGAUAAGACAAGAGGUGUGGUCUGGGAAGAGACGAUCAUUCUAUUGCCGGACAAAGUCAGAUACGUCUUUCUGUCAGCUACUAUCCCAAAUGCUAUGCAAUUCGCCGAGUGGAUCACCAAGACACACCAACAGCCGUGCCAUAUUGUCUAUACAGAUUUCAGACCGACGCCGCUUCAGCAUUAUUUCUUUCCCGCUGGAGCUGACGGUAUUCAUCUGAUUGUCGAUGAGAAGGGCAACUUCCGAGAGGAGAAUUUUCAGAAGGCCAUGGCUGCCAUUGAAGAAAAGAAAGGAGCAGAUCCAGCAGAUAUCAAUGCUAAGCGAAAAGGUCACGGCAAGGACAAAAAGACAAACAAGGGAGCUCCCAAUGAGAAUAACGACAUCUACAAAAUUGUCCGCAUGAUCAUGGUUAAGCACUACAAUCCUGUCAUCGUUUUCAGUUUCAGCAAAAGAGAAUGCGAGGCAUAUGCGUUACAGAUGUCUUCGAUGGCUUUCAACGACGAAUCAGAGAAGGCAAUGGUCACCAAGGUUUUCGAAAGUGCCAUCGAGUCCCUCUCAGAUGAGGACAAGACCCUCCCACAAAUUCAACACAUCUUGCCGCUCCUUCGCCGCGGAAUUGGAGUUCAUCAUUCUGGGCUGCUACCAAUUUUGAAGGAGACAAUUGAGAUCCUGUUCCAAGAGAACUUGAUCAAAGUACUCUUUGCUACGGAAACUUUCUCCAUUGGCUUGAAUAUGCCAGCAAAGACUGUAGUUUUCACGAGCGUUGAGAAGUUCGAUGGUACCAAAACCCGAUACUUGACUCCGUCAGAAUUCGUACAAAUGUCUGGACGUGCUGGUCGAAGAGGUCUUGAUGAUAGAGGCAUUGUUAUCAUGAUGAUCAACGGCAAAAUGGAGCCUCAAACCGCCAAGGAGAUUGUUCGAGGAGAGCAAGACAAGCUUAAUUCCGCGUUCUACCUUGGGUAUAACAUGAUCCUCAACCUGAUGCGAGUGGAUGGCAUCUCUCCCGAGUUUAUGCUAGAGCAUUGCUUCUAUCAAUUCCAAAACACCUCGAGCGUGUCGGGAUUGGAGAAGGAACUUCAACAACUUCAGACACAACGAGACAGCAUUGUCAUUCCUGAUGAAGCUACUAUGAAGGAGUACUAUGAACUACGAGAGCAGAUUGCAUCUUACACCAAGAAUAUGCGCGAUGUCAUCAAUCAUCCCAAUUACUGCUUGCAAUUCAUGCAACCCGGACGUGUUGUUCAUAUCAAGUAUCGGGACGUGGAUUUUGGCUGGGGAGCUGUCGUCAAGUUUGCUCCUGUUCGCCCUGGUCAAGGAGGAGAAGAGAUCUUGCCCCAAGAGUCAUAUGUUCUUGACAUCUUGCUACCGGUAUCAGACGGUUCAUCGGUCGGAGUGCAUAGCCAAAAUGGUAUACCUCCUGGAAUUAGACCACCUGCUAAAGGUGAAAAAGGAAGGAUGGAAGUCGUACCAGUUCUCUUGUCAUGCGUAGAGGCGAUCGGCCAUGUUCGGAUAUUCUUGCCGCAAGAUCUUCAUCCGGCAGACCAAAGAACCAACGUCCGGAAAUCCCUCGACGAAGUUAAGCGUCGAUUCCCUGAUGGCAUUGCGAUCCUUGAUCCUAUCGAAAACAUGGGCAUCACAGAUGAGUCUUUCAAGAGGCUCCUUCGUAAGAUCGAAGUCCUUGAGUCAAAAUUGCUUUCUAAUCCUCUGCACGGUUCGCCACGCUUACCGGACUUGUACGAUCAAUAUGCAGAGAAGAUUGACAUUGGUCGCAAGAUCAAGGAGAAGAAGAAGGCUGUUACUGCCGCCUUGAGCAUUAUGCAGCUCGAUGAGCUUAAGUCUCGCAAGCGUGUAUUGCGACGUCUUGGAUUUAUCAACGACCAAGAAGUUGUAGAGUUGAAGGCCCGUGUUGCGUGCGAGAUAUCUUCGACAGGUGAUGGCCACGAGCUUCUUCUGUCUGAGCUUCUCUUCAAUCGCUUCUUCAAUGAGCUCAGCCCUGAAGUGUGUGCAGCAGUACUCUCGUGCUUCAUCUUCGAGGAGAAGAGUCAAGCUCCCGAGCCCUUGAAGGAAGAAUUGUCGAAGCAUUUCCGAGAGAUUCAGGCUCAAGCUAGGGUUAUCGCGAAGGUUAGCCAGGAGAGCAAGAUUGAACUCAACGAGAAGGAAUAUGUCGACAGCUUCAAGUGGGAGCUCAUGGACGUUGUCUUGGCUUGGGCACAGGGUAAAUCUUUCGCUGAAAUCUGUAAGAUGACAGAUGUCUACGAAGGAUCUCUUAUUCGCCUUUUCCGUCGACUUGAAGAACUGCUUCGACAGAUGGCACAGGCUGGCAAGGUCAUGGGCUCCGACGAGCUAGCAGGGAAAUUCGAAGAAUCUCUUGCCAAGAUCAGGAGGGAUAUCGUCGCGGCUCAGAGUUUGUACUUGUAAGUCGAGGAUAUACUCCCUCUCUUGAGUUACUUAUUAGGAUCUGCCGGCUCAAACGUCGGGGGAUAUCAAUGCAUGGUAUGUGGUUUGUUUCUGUGGGAAAGGAGUUGGGCAUACCUUUGGCUUAUGUAAAAGGCUCUCUAAGAUAGGCUGGCGUUGAAGUUUGUUUUUUUCCUGGACAAUCGGCCCUCUUUUAGAAUGGUCUCCCUGGUCUCCCUCCUGAUAGUAUUACAUGUCUACCUAUAGUUUCUCCCUAUUAGAUCAAGGAUAGUGCCUCGAGGUAAUGAGAUUGGGUUGCGGCUACUGCUAGAUCCGAU
This is a messenger RNA of Mollisia scopiformis, 3581 nucleotides long. RefSeq names its product antiviral helicase. The transcript is spliced from 2 exons. Gene Ontology annotation, molecular function: RNA helicase activity; RNA binding; ATP binding. The record is from RefSeq and is a predicted model, not a curated record. Gene Ontology annotation, biological process: maturation of 5.8S rRNA; RNA catabolic process. Bases 49 to 3267 code for a protein of 1072 amino acids. NCBI's taxonomy places the organism in Eukaryota, Fungi, Ascomycota, Leotiomycetes, Helotiales, Mollisiaceae. Gene Ontology annotation, cellular component: nucleus.